AUGCAGGAAGAACUUACUAGAGGACUUGAAGGCCAGUCGUCAGCAAAUGGUCCAUCUCGCGAUAGCCCCAAGCAGCCGCCAGCAAGAGAAGGAACCAUGGGAUACCCCAAGCUCCGGGCUGGCUAUAUCCCUAUUCCCGUCAUCCACGAGGGCAUCGAUGGCAGACAGCAGCAUCCGUGCUUUUCUGCUCCGCAGCGAUUCAAGACAGAAGCUGUGCCUACCACGGUGCAGGCACAGCCACCUCUGAGAGGGGCCUACGCCAGCCCCGAGUCCCCUCCAAGGGGACCAGCAGAGGCUUCUCAGGCUGAUAAACAAUGUGGACAGACAACAGCAGCUGCAGCAGCCCCAGCGCCGGCCGCACAUGGACCCGAGGUAACUCGUCAGUGUGGCUGGGGUGUGUUUGCAUUGCCUCAAUCUUCUGGAGCUUCUGAUUCUCCAACGGUUUCCCCUCAGUCCUCUGGCAGACCCAAUGCAGGAAGCCACCAGCUUCCUCGUGGUUAUAUUCCAAUUCCUGUGAUCCACGAAAAUAUCCAACGGCAACCAACGCAAGUCUACCAUCAGGCGCAGAAGACGCACUACCCUGCCCAGCAGAGCGAGUACCAGGCCCACCAGCCAGUGUUUCACAAAAUUCAACCAGAUGAGAGGGAGCCUAAGCCGGCGCGAGCGCAGUCUCCAUUCCGAGUGUCUCAGAGAGGCUCCCCCCUCUGGUCGAGCCGCGAAAGUUCACCGGCCAGAGUUACCACCCAGAUACAAACCCCAGCCUCCAUCAGAGUGCAGACGGUUGUAGACAGACCCCAGGUUUCUCAGCAACAAGUCCCACCUCAAGAACCACCAAGACCACCCCCACCGCCUGAAAUCAAACCUGAAAACAAGGCAGUCCCAGCACCUGAACCUGAGGCGCCGUCACCAGUUCAGGUCACCCAGCAAGAACCCGAUCCUAAACGACCACCCCAGAAGCCUCCAGCCAUGGCAGAGAAAGCUGAGAAAAAGGUUUCCUGCCCACCUAAGAUGCCCCCUCCACAGGAGAGGCCUCCUCCUGAAGAAACGGCAACACUGAAGACGAUGGAAACAGGAGAACCUCCAAAGCAUCCUGGUGUUUUGAAAGUGGAGGCAAUUCUGGAGAAUGUACAAAUGCUUGAGCAGGCAGUCGACUCCUUUGAAGGCAAGAAAACUGACAAAAAAUACUUGAUGAUUGAAGAAUAUUUGACCAAAGAGUUGCUAGCCCUAGACUCAGUGGACCCUGAGGGUCGUGCGGAUGUGCGCCAGGCCAGGAGGGAUGGUGUAAGGAAGGUCCAGAACAUUUUGGAAAGACUUGAACAGAAAGCAGAAGAUGUCCCAGAGCCAGUUCAAGUCGAUGGACUUCAGCCAAAUUUGCCAGAGCCUAAGCCACCACAGGAAAUCAUGGAGAUUGAACCUGUGGUAGUCAAGAGCAAGGGAGAUGCCAAUAAUAAAGAUGCUAAGGAGGAAACCAAAAUGGAAAGACAUCAGCCUGAAACUAAGGAAGAAGUGUUUACCAAUCUCGCCACCACGACAAACACAUCUAAUAAUCCAACUGCACCAUAGCCCCGUGCUGAAAUUAAAAUGUCUCAGACUGUAUAACUUAAAGUGUGUUUAAGUGAAUUUUAAGUUGCAUGCAUUUCCAGAGCUCUUUUCAACUGGUUUUUAAUCAACAUAGCAGCUUGGGACACAGUAAACACUUCGUGGGGGAAGGAGGGAGUUAGAAAGAAAAUAAUGCAUUUAUCCUUUAUUCUUACACUAUGUAAAAGACAUGUUUCAAAAAUAAACCCUGUACCUUAAUCACUUUUAGAUCAGUUGAAUGGAAAAAUUAAAUAAACUACUUCAGGGUUAAUAUUGAUGCGUGUUGUUUAGGGUGUAUUCUUUUGCAGGUGAUUUUUGUAAAAUCAGUGGCCUGCAUUGUCAGAAUACCGGUCCUUCUUUAAGUGUAGCCACUCUUAACAGUAAUGUUUUUAUUUUUAAUGUUCACAGUUGGGCACUUUAAGUAAUGACGGAUAGAAAGUGUGUAAGAAACUGUAGGGAUAUUUAUAUGUGUGCAGGACUUUGAUGCUAUAUUUUAAGAGGGAAAUAAAAUAAUAUAGAAGCCUAA
Molecule: messenger RNA, 2104 nt
Organism: Mesitornis unicolor (brown roatelo)
Lineage: Eukaryota; Metazoa; Chordata; Aves; Mesitornithiformes; Mesitornithidae
Gene: BAG3
Product: BCL2-associated athanogene 3
Exons: 5
Coding region: 1-1563 (520 amino acids)
Biological process (GO): negative regulation of striated muscle cell apoptotic process; muscle cell cellular homeostasis; protein stabilization
Cellular component (GO): membrane; cytosol; cytoplasm
Molecular function (GO): adenyl-nucleotide exchange factor activity; protein-folding chaperone binding
Source: RefSeq, a predicted model, not a curated record